Messenger RNA from Maniola jurtina (meadow brown), 4404 nucleotides. RefSeq names its product flocculation protein FLO11-like. NCBI's taxonomy places the organism in Eukaryota, Metazoa, Arthropoda, Insecta, Lepidoptera, Nymphalidae. The transcript has 11 exons. The record is from RefSeq and is a predicted model, not a curated record. Bases 140 to 2854 code for a protein of 904 amino acids.
GUUCGGCAGUGCGUCGCCAGCGGUGUUACACCCCGCCUUAACCCCGCCAGCAGCCAGACUGAACAGGGCCGUGCGCUCCGCAUACGCACUCCGCACGCAAGGCGCGCCACAGCUCUCAUAGCUGACUCUCGCACUCGCCAUGGACCCCAGGAUAGCGCUAUGUUUCCUGCUUUGCACCGUCUACGUGAAAUGUGGUGAAGUAGAUAUUAUUACGGAACCACGGCCGGGAGAAGAAUAUGUUUUAGUAAGUUCCGGUCAACAAACACCUAUAAGGAACUUUGAAACAUCACACAAAAUACCUGAAAAACAUCCAAACUAUCGUUUAACAAAACCAGAAGAUGGUGAUAGAGUAUUUAAGAAGUUGCACAGUGGUAAAGCGAAACAUCCGUCUGAAGGCAUAGUUUCCAUUGAAGAAGAUAAGAAGGCUUUAUCAAAAAAGGGUCAGAAGAUUAAAAAUUCAGAAUCAAUAGAAGUUGAUAUACCAGUAUCAAAAAUUGAAGAUAUCAAAAUAAAAGAAAAUGUUAAAGAUGUAGAUAUUAAUCCUAAAAUGGCUGUUGCUUUAGAAGCCUUUUCAGAAUCAGGAAAAUUGAGCAGUAACGAUGGAACAACUACUCAAAAACCAGUUCUGACUACAGCGACAUCAGUGCCUUCAAAAGCCUACGAUUAUAUCCCCAUAAAUUUUGACACCAUUGAUGAUAUCAAUAGUGGUUUACUCUCAUCCAAUGUUAAGCUGGAAACAGCUGGAUCUGAGCAAAAACAACAUUCAAGAAUUCAAGUUAAGAAAGGACCGAACGGUCAAGAUUAUGAAUACGAGUACAUUUAUUAUUAUUAUGACGAGGAUGAAGAUAGUAAGAAAGAUACUAAAGGUAAAGUUGCAUCUGUCACUACUGCACCUGUUCUUAAUUCACACGAUGGACCACAGAAAGUUGAAAAUGAAAAUCAGAUAGCUAAGGAAACUCGCCCUAAAAGCAAAUACAGUACGAUUGACAGAUCCAGCGCUACCACAACAGCAAUUCCUGAAGUCCACAAUGAAGUUAAUCAAACUCCGUCAAGAGGACGUUCUCGGGGCCGUAAUAUUACACCUGCACCUGUUGAAGAGGAAUCGCGUGAAGAAAGGCUACCAUCGAGCACACGGUUUCCUCCACGUGGUCGCAACUUCGUGGGUUCUAGUUCCACUACUCGCGCUCCUGAGGUAUCCUCUGAAACAAUACGGCAUCGUGGCCGCUCUCAGGUUGACAAUGUAGCAGAUGAGUCAAUAGGUCAAACAAGAAGUAGAACUCGAGCUCACAUCAGACGCCCAAGCUCCGAACUUGUGGAUCUUGAUAGUUUCAAGACACAUUCAGGUGGCAUUCCUGCACAAUACAAAGAACCACCGACGAGAUACUCAGCUGAAAGUAAAACUACAACUGAAUCUGUGGAAUCAUCUCCUGCUAAUGAGCCGUCUCACACCAAAGAAUCGCAACGAGAAGGUCACAGUUUGUCAAGUAGAAUCAGGUUCCAAGAAAUUUUAGAUGAUUCAAAAUUGCCACCGGACUACAAGCAAACGACAACGUACGAUCAAGAUACAACUGAAUACACGACGAUGACAGCAAUGGAAAAGGUUGCUCUAGAUUUAUAUGCUUAUUUGGCUGGAGAAAAUCUGAAUAACGAAAUAAGUCCAUCUAGCGAAUUGAGCCUCGAUGCGUCGACUGCAGUAGGCGAAGAUGCAUGGACUACUGAAGUAGUCAGCACGACCGAAGAAGAGACGACACCAACCACCACAACCACGACGACUACUACGACGACGACUACCACAACCACGCCAGCCCCCACCACUACCACAACCACAGCCGCACCCACUCGCCCUUCGAGGUUCAAGGGUCGCCCUGGUGCCCGGUCUCGCGCUCCUGCUUCCACCAGUGCAGCCACUGAAGCACCACAGGAGACCUCUACAAGAGUACGAGGUCGAUUUGGUAAGCCAAACGGGGUCCGGAAAACAACCGCCGCCGCCGCCGCUGCGGUCGAAACCUCUACGUCAGCCGCACCUGUUGAAAAACCAGCACAGGCUAAGCAGGCAUUCGGACGUCGCGGUCUAUUUGCUGGUCGGACUCGGCCCAGCACCAGUGCUCCAGUUCAAGAUGCACCAAACACGAAUGCUCCCACUGAAGGUUCAGCUCCCAGGCCCCGACUUCGUCCAGGUCAGCGAAGAAUUGGUACCACAACAACCGUAGCGCCUACAUCCGCUGAAGCAGGGGAAACCGCUGCUCCAGUUACAAACCCGUCGUCCGGAGAAGUGAUCGAAACAACACCUAUUCCUUCUAGAACAAUUGGCCGCAAACCUGGUUCAAGGCCGGUUGCCCUAAGACCAGGGCCAAGGUUGAACAUCAGGCCCAGUGCUCGCUUGAGACCUGGUUUGACCAGCGCAGCGCCCACCGAACCUGCCUCUGAAGCACCAGUUGGUGAGACCCCUGCACCCGAGGCACCAGCCACCGAAUCUGACCCUGAGGCAUCAGCACCGACUGCUGCGCCAGAACAGCCCCGCGGAGUAUUGAAGCUCCGCAAUCGGCUGCAAGUGUCACCUUCGCCGAAACCCCGCGUCGCCGUCACGCCACCAGCACGUCGUCCCAAUCCUCUACUGAAGAAGAGACUGCCUUCUACUGAGGCUACGACAGAAGCACCGAAAAAGUCAACAGAGUCGUCAGAAGAGAGCACCAGUGCUGAAAAAAGCGAAGCAGAGGCCGAGACGGAGGCCGCGCCCGCUGAAACGACGCCCGCCCCACCCUUGCGAGGUCUGGACGCGCUCAUCGCGCGAAGACGCGCCGCCGGUAUCGGUGGCCGGCCAGUGCGCCCCGCCAGGGGAGCGAGAUCCCCUUAACAACCUCAAACCCUUCCGUUAACUAAAUUUACAUUACGACACUAAGUACUUUAAGGACAUUUCAAACCAACCCUCGGGCCUCGAAAACACUUGAAGCGCAGUCCAACACUUGAUCGUUCUGCGGUCGUACAGCAUUGCCAACCUAUCGGACCAACAGAGUCAGGACUCAGGAGUGCAAAACAACACAGUGCUUGCGCUCACACUUACACUAUACCUACUUAGUAGGUGGUCUGCGUAGUUGGCUAGUAUCCGUUUAAAUGUCCACCCGUGGCUGAAAUUCGAUCAGGAAAACAUAAUACUUUCAAUAGCAUACCUACCUGUUUUGGAAAUGAUUGUCAUCGCCAUCGCCAUACUAAUGAGACUGUCAUAGUGUAAAUUUAGUGUUUUUUCUAUGACGGCGCUCACCGAGGGGACAAAUAAUUUAAUAUCUUUAUCUAUCUAUAUACAUUAUUGAUACUAUAAUUCUGUACCCAUAUUUUCUACGUGGUUGUUUUAAUAAUCUGUAGAAAUUCUUUAAAAUACUUUUCCGUUUUGAUUUCUCGGUGAAAAUUAGCGUUCGUCAUAUUAGUCAAAUUAUUCCCCAAACUGCCUAGAGAUUACUCUAAUUCUCAGUUCUUUUAUAAUUACUAGUUGUAUGCUACUUUAUAAUAUGUAAUUAGACUUAUAGUUUUUUAAUUUUUAAACUGUUUUGUAGUGUCCUCGACACCUAACCAUUUUUAUAAAGAUUUUUUUCAAUAAGUGUCUAAUUUUAAUUAUUUGCAUUAUGUACAUAGUAGAAGUUAAUUUUGUUACAAGUGUGUAUUCAGGGUUCGAUUUUGGAAAAGAGCCAAUUGCUUGGCAAAUAUAAACUUACAAACCAAAUUACUAACCAUCGAAAUCCAUUAUAGUGGAGAUAUCCUAAUCGCCAAAGUACGCCCAUAAGACUAGGGACGCUAUAAAACUUUGAUAAGAAUGCUUUUCAUUUACAUAUCUAAUAAAGAAGCGAAAACCGAAUUUUCAUCUUUAAGCGUCGACUAGUUCCUGAUAUAGUGAAUAAUGAUAGUAAUGACGAUCUGAUGACAAGCAUCGGUGCUAUUACCCUUCACCAGGCGGUUCCAAAUCUACUUAAGUAUUUAUGAUAAAUAUAACUUCAAAAUUCAAGAACAAACUAUAUGCCAUUAGUAUUUUACGCCAUAAACCAAAUCACUCAUGCCUGUUGCUUAGAAAUUGUACCUUAUUAUUCAAAGUAUUAGUAAGUUUGUACCACUGUUUACUAUUUGUAUGCCUUUAAACGCCUACACAUAUUUGGUAGAUGUCUAAAAUCAUCUUUGAAUUGAUUGAACUCGAUAAGAAUGUUUUAAAUAUUACAAUUUAUAUACUCAAUUAACUUUAUUUAUUAUAUUAAGUGGUCAAAAAUUUGUAGGGCUUAAGUAAGAAUGUUGUUAUUGAAUCGUUCUAACAAUCAUCGAUUUAACUAGAAACGUCUGCUGAAGCACUGAUAGUUAGUGCCAUCGUGAUAUGUUUUGUAUCUUUCGUAAGUGUGAUAAUAAAAUAAAUAAUAAGAUAACGUU